Messenger RNA from Penicillium pulvis, 1566 nucleotides. Its product is annotated as putative proline permease. Gene Ontology annotation, cellular component: membrane. The record is from RefSeq and is a predicted model, not a curated record. Gene Ontology annotation, molecular function: amino acid transmembrane transporter activity. The coding region runs from base 1 to 1566 and encodes 521 amino acids. Lineage: Eukaryota; Fungi; Ascomycota; Eurotiomycetes; Eurotiales; Aspergillaceae. The transcript has a single exon. Gene Ontology annotation, biological process: amino acid transmembrane transport.
AUGGCCAUCGGACCGACCCUUGGCACUGGCCUUUUCCUCGCCGGCGGCCAGGCGUUGGCUGUCGGUGGACCGGCCUCCCUACUUGUUUCAUACAUAUCCCUAUCAUUUCUUGUCUACUUCAUGGCCACCAGCAUCGCGGAAGUCGCUACCUAUAAACCAUCUCGCCACGGAACGGUAGUCAUGCAUGGAUUUCAUUACAUGAGCAAUAGUUUGGGAUUCGCCACUGCCUGUGUCCGCUGGUAUAUAAUGGCGAUGCUCGUCCCAUACGAAAUUACAACAGCGAUGGUCAACGUUGGGCUGUGGAACGCUGGGUCCCGCGUCGCCAUCUGGCUUGUAUUGAUCACCGUCAUUAUCGUCGCCUCAAACUUUCUCCCCGAUCGACUGUUCAAAAGCUCCGAGAGAGUGUUCUAUCGGAUCAAAAUCGGCACAUUGGCUUGUCUUCUCGUACUUUCUCUGUCGAUUGCUCUUGGAGGUGCGACUGGCCAUGAUCGCUGGGGAUUUCAAUACUGGAAAAGGCCUGGAGCGAUGCAUGAGUACUUAGUGCGUGGUCUACCGGGGAAACUCUUGGGUCUGUUGCAGUGUGUUCAUCUUAGCACUGCAGCCUUCACCUUUGCACCAGAGUUAAUUGUGCAACGAGCUGAGCAAAGAGAGGCCGCUGAUCAGCCUGAGAUACCCGAGAGCAUACAACCAGCCGCCAAUUCCAAAAUCCCGAGACGAGUUUACGGAGACGUCUGCCAGACUGUGCUUCCCUAUAUCCUGACCUCAUUGGCCAUGGGCGUCAUGGCUCCCUAUGAUAACCCGCUACUCACCAAUAAUGGAGCUGGUGCCGGCUUGUCUCCCUUCGUCAUCGGUAUCAACACUGCGAGAAUUCGAAUCCUCCCUGUGACUGCGACUCUUGCAAUCCUUCUCUCAUCCGUUACCUCUGCCCAGUCGUACCUGUACCUUGCCUCUCGUUCGCUGCAUGCACUGGCAGAUGCCGGCCAUGCACCCACCAUGUUCAAAAGUCGAAACCACUGGGGUGUUCCAUGGGUGGCUGUGGUUUUUACAGCAACUUUCACCAUGCUUGCCUUCUUGUCUGUCGCUACGUCCAGCUCGACCAUGACAACAUACUUCAUUCUCUUUGUGAACAGCUCUGGCUACCUUUCCUGGGUACUGUCAUGUGUCAUAUACCGUCAAUUCCGUAUCCGUUUGCACGCAAACAGAAUCACCACUGCUUACCGUCAUGCUCUCCAGCCAGUGGGUACCUCCAUCGGAUUCGCUCUCAGCAUCCUACUACUGCUGUCAAACGGAUUGAUUUCUGCUGUACCAGGCAGUCAUAACGGGCCCCGAGGAGCUAGGAUUAUGAUGGCAUAUAUCAGCAUACCUCUGUUUGGUCUUUUAUAUGCUGUUCAUCGAUUUGGAGAUCCCGUUCCAUGUCCGACUAGCGAAGAAAGCCGCAUGAAGCAAGUACACAUCGCUCCAGAAACCAAGCAUUGCCCACGACCAAGGGUACCAAAUGGGCGAUCACUCCAAACCCCCACCACUGUUGAGCUGGAUCAGGUCUGGACGAUGGCCAGGGAGGCAUGA